Messenger RNA from Striga hermonthica, 1095 nucleotides. Lineage: Eukaryota; Viridiplantae; Streptophyta; Magnoliopsida; Lamiales; Orobanchaceae. The record is from the annotation of a GenBank genome assembly.
AUGAAUAACAAUCAGCAGCAGAAUGUGCAGGCGGGCCCCGGUUCGGGCCUUACCCGGUACCGGUCCGCGCCGAGCUCUUACUUCGCGUCCAUGCUAGACGGACCCCCAAGCGACGCCGUAUUCGGCGGAGGUGAUUUUGACCAUCUCGUCAGCCCGCGAACUUCCUGCCCGGAGGCCCAGACGGUUCUUUCCCGGUUCACGGGCAGCACGGAUACCGUUCGAGGAAAUUCCUCAGCCACGAACGCGCGGCUGAGCUCACAGCUGCCGGCUGUGGCAAAGGCGGAGCCGCUCCGUCAGUCUCAUCAGAGACAGCAGAGCAACGAUUACACGUCAGCCUCUCCGGCGAUGUGUCACGAGUCCCGUGGUGCUGUGGAGAAUUCGUACCGCGGGUUAAUGGGUCCUUACGGCGCUUGUCGGCUGAAGAUGGAGUCUGGCAGCGGAGGUAGUACUGGCCUCCUUCGUCACAGCAGUUCACCGGCGGGGCUAUUUGACGACAUCGAUGUAGAAGCUGGCAGGUUCAAACGUCAAAUGAAUUUCUCGUCGAGGUACUCUUCAUCCGGGAUGAUGAACACGAUUCCCGAAAACAAUAUGGAAAAUCGACACUUUAGCCGAGACAGUGGUAAUAAUGUCGACUACAUCACGGGCCUUCCCAUGGGUUCUUGGGAUGAUUCCAAUUGUUUUCUACAGGGGCUGCCGGAUAAUAAUGAGAGUAGAAGAUUUUCGAAUGCAAAUGCCUUGGACGAUCAGAAUAACGAAGGUGGAAAUCGGGCCGCAACCCGUUUAUCUCAUCACCUGAGCCUGCCCACAAAUUCGGCAGAGCUAGAAAAGAUUUUACAAGACACGGUUCCAUGUAAAAUGAGGGCGAAAAGGGGUUUCGCCACUCACCCUCGCAGCAUUGCUGAAAGGGUGAGAAGGACCAAAAUCAGCGAACGAAUACGAAAGCUCCAAGAACUCGUGCCUAACAUGGAAAAGCAAACAAAUACAUCUGAUAUGUUGGACUUUGCAGUCAAUUACAUUAAGGAUCUUCAGAGGCAAGUAAAGACGCUCUGUGAUAACCGUUCGAGGUGCUCCUGUCCGGCUAAACAGAAUCUAUAG